AUGGCCCACCAUGCAAAUGCAGAAUAUACCGAUCGAAAGCGUGAUGAAAACUUUACCCUGUUACAGGCGUUUGAGUGGUACACGAAAGGAGGUGGCAAGCACUGGAAGAAGUUUAACGAGAUCUCUAAAGAGCUUUCACUUGCUGGAAUUACUGCAUACUGGAUCUCUCCUCCUACGAAAGCGGCCAAUCCCUCCUCUGUCGGAUAUGAUAUAUAUGACCUCUGGGACCUCGGGGAAUUUGAUCAAAAGGGCGGAGCUGCAACAAAGUAUGGAACAAAGGAUGACCUAGUCGCCAUGAUCAACGAAGCACGGAGGAACGGCAUAGUCGUCUACAUUGAUGCAGUUCUUAAUCACAAAUUUGGUGCUGAUGAUGUUGAAAAGUUUCGAGCGAGCGCGGUGGACAGCAAUGACCGCACUCAGGAUGUGGGAGAGCAGCACAAUAUCAAGGGCUGGACCGGAUUCUCGUUUCCAGGUCGCCAGGGGAAGUAUAGCGAACUGAACUGGUGCUUCAAUCACUUUACCGGCGUCGACUACGAUGAUAAGUCGAAAGAAACAACGAUCUUUCGUAUUCAGGGUGACGGCAAGACGUGGGCGGCUCAUGUAGAUGGCGAGAAUCAGAACUAUGACUUCCUGAUGGGGCAGAUAUUGACCACAAAGGUGGAGAAGGAUAUGUUAGACUGGGGAACUUGGGUAUUGAAAGAGGUGGAUCCAUUCGAGUUUGAAACCAGCCACGGCACUGACGAAAAGAUAAAGACCGGCGCCCAAGGCUUCCGCUUUGACGCAAUCAAGCAUAUUAGCCGGGAUUUUAUCGCAAAGUUUGUCCAGCACGUCCGUGAAACGUCUGGAUCCUCCCACAUGUUUGCCGUUGGGGAAUAUUGGAAGGAUUCUAUCGACGAUCUUGACACCUAUCUUUCCGAGCUUGGCACCCAAUUUAGCGUUUUCGAUACUCCAUUGCACUACAACUUCAAAAAGGCGGGUGAACAAGGCAGUUCUUACGAUAUGCGUCAAAUCUUUGAUGGGACGGUCGUCCAAAAGAGGCCAAUCGAUGCAGUGACACUCGUGGACAAUCACGACACUCAAGUUGGGCAGUCACUUGAGAGCUGCGUACCUUCGUGGUUUAAGCCACUGGCCUAUGCGCUCAUCCUCUAUCGCCCCGAUGGGUAUCCCUGUGUCUUUUGGGGAGACUUAUACGGCUGCGAGGGACCAGAGGGAAAUCCUCAGCCACCCGUGAGCCAGCUUGCAGACUUUGUGCGUGCACGCAAGCUGUUUGCGUAUGGCGAAAUCCGUGACUACUGGGACCACCCCAACUGUCUCGGGUGGGUACGAGUUGGGGAUGAGUGGCAUGACGGAUGUGCCAUUGUAAUGUGUAACGGCGACGAAGGGUUCAAGUGGAUGGAGGUCGGAAAGGAGCAUGCAGGGGAGACCUGGACAGACGUUCUUGGCUGGCAUCAAGGCGAGGUCAAGAUCAACGAGGAUGGAUGGGGAGAGUUCAAGUGCCCUGCUCGCAGCGUCGGCGUCUGGACCAGGCAAGAUGCUCGAGGGAGAGAAGAGUUUAGCACCUGCAAGUGA
Messenger RNA from Serendipita indica DSM 11827, 1569 nucleotides. NCBI's taxonomy places the organism in Eukaryota, Fungi, Basidiomycota, Agaricomycetes, Sebacinales, Serendipitaceae. The record is from the annotation of a GenBank genome assembly.